Messenger RNA from Racocetra fulgida, 167 nucleotides. The record is from the annotation of a GenBank genome assembly. NCBI's taxonomy places the organism in Eukaryota, Fungi, Glomeromycota, Glomeromycetes, Diversisporales, Gigasporaceae.
UGUGGAUGUAAAAUUUCACAAUAGUAUGGAUGUAGAAUUUCACGAUAGUAAGGAUGUAGAAUUUCACAAUAUUAUGGGUAUAGAAUUUCACGAUAGUACUGGUGUAGAAUUUGACAAUAGUACGGGUGUAGAAUUUCAAGAUAUUAUGAAUGUAGAUCCUCAAAGAA